AUGUCACAGGCGCAGCUGCAGAGCACAGACGAGGGCUUUGGCCCUCUGCAAGGCCCGGCGACCGCGCUGGUCGUCUUCCUACACGGGCGGGGCGACACCGGCCACAACAUGUUGCCCGUUGUCUCGGCCCUAGCUUCGGCGGUACCAACGGCACGCUUCUGGCUGCCCACAGCGCCUCGAAACCAGCAGGGCCGCACCUCCUGGUACGAGACAGACGGUGCAGGGCAGUUUGACCAGCGCAUCUACGAGCUCCGCCAUCAGCUCCUGUCGCGGGUCCAGACGGAGUGCCAGAAGCUUGGUCUGCCGAUGUCGCAGGUUGCCUUUGCUGGCUUCUCCCAGGGCUCCAUGAUCGCCGCCCUGGCGGGGCUCGAGGCAGCCAGCCCUUGCGCGGGCAUUGGGGUGCUUUGCGGUGGGGUACCCUGGGACCUCCAGCUCACAGAUGCGAUGCGUGAUGUCCCGAUUCUCUUCGUGGCCGGGGGAUGCGACAGGACGGUCACAGCUGAAACAACCCGCGUGGCCAAGGAGAGACUUCUUGAGCUGGGCAUGCGACGACUGCGCUACACGGAGCUCCCCGAGCUGUCGCACGAGAUUUCCGGCGAGGUAAUCGAGCUCAUGAAAGAGUUCCUUACCGCCUGUCUGCCAAGUCCACAAGCUCAGGCAGGCCAAAUGCACAUUCCUGAAGGGAUGCAGGUCUUCCUCCUCGAUGCGCCCGACGGCACUGACAACCGCGGGGUGGUCGAGGGCUUCGAGGAAGGCGCCGAAAGGUACUGGAUUCGGAUGCUUGGCGGCGAACGAAGGCUGCUCCCCGCUUCGGACUUCGUCCAGAGUCUGCAGGUGCAAUUGCUCCAAGCUGGCUUCGGCGAGAGUCCAGGCGAGUCGGCCAGCCUGGUUGGCCUGGAGCUUGGAGCGGAUGGCGCAGCCGGUGCAUACCUCGUGCGAGAGUGCUCCCAGCAUGCUACAGAGGAUGGACCUGUACUGCGCGUGAGUCCCCACAGGGUGCUGCUGCCGGUGGGCUGCAUUGUCCGCCUCGGUGGUCUGGAUGCAGGACCUGCGAGGCUACGGCCCAUGGCCGGGCGGAGGGCCUCCCUGCGCGGAGGGCUAGCAGAUGGCCGCCGUCUGCUGGCCGUGGAAGGCGAGUCGGCUCCGAUCCGGCUGCUUCCGCGGCAGCUGCUGCCAUGA
Molecule: messenger RNA, 1179 nt
Organism: Symbiodinium natans
Lineage: Eukaryota; Dinophyceae; Suessiales; Symbiodiniaceae
Source: the annotation of a GenBank genome assembly